Molecule: messenger RNA, 513 nt
Organism: Adineta ricciae
Lineage: Eukaryota; Metazoa; Rotifera; Eurotatoria; Adinetida; Adinetidae
Source: the annotation of a GenBank genome assembly
AUGAGAUGGUCAAGUUGUUCGCAAUUUUUUGCUGUAAUUUUAAUCAUCACGAUUCUUUGUUCUCUUACCGAAGUUGAUAGCACAAGUCGUCGUCGUCGUCGUCGCCGACAGUAUCUUGAUAAGAAUUUUGGUGCGUAUGCACUGGAUCCAGCAGUGAUAUCUUAUUAUGGAGCCAAUGGAGGUGGAAGUUAUACUGGAAAUUCGCAAAAUAACAACCGAUUUAUUGUUGGUGGAGUUGCCUAUCAAUAUCCGACGCCUGUCAACGUUAUGAGCGGUGGUUCAUACAAUCCGCAACAAUAUAAUGCCUAUCCGAGUGGAUCGAAUGCUUAUUAUUAUCCAAACAUGAAUAAUAUGCGAUUACCAGCACCCGAUCAAUGGUAUUCAGGUUUCUAUUUCUUCGGAUAUCCAUUUUUACCAUUUUUCAAUCAUGCUCAACGACACACAGAAAUUUCGCUUGUGCUUAAAUUGUUCUCUAUGCUUUUUAUAUUUCUUACUUACAUUCGUAUUUUGUGA